CUGAUCACUUCUCCAAAUCAGCGGAUGUGGAAAAUAUUAUGAACAGAAUGCCAUCUACAAAUAUGGCAGGGAAAUGUUUAAGAUCCUGCAUAAUGAAGAUAUAUAAUGUGAUGGAUUCUGAUGGGAAGUUUGUACCUACAGUGGCAAUGCUGGAAGCGCAGCGUCUAACCAAUGGUAACAUGGAGAAAAUGAAAAUUGCAGAGGAUUUGAUACAUGCCUGUUCCAAUAUAAAGGUCUCGGAAAACGAUUGUCAAGCUGCUGCUGAUUAUGACUGGUGCUUUAGAGAGCAGUCAAAACUAAUGGGUUUACCACAAUAUUGAAGCGAUGAAUCAUUAAAAAACUGAAAUAAAAAAGAAAAUAAUUAAAAUCGUUA
Stomoxys calcitrans (stable fly) is the source of this 373-nucleotide messenger RNA. RefSeq names its product general odorant-binding protein 28a-like. Bases 39 to 320 code for a protein of 93 amino acids. NCBI's taxonomy places the organism in Eukaryota, Metazoa, Arthropoda, Insecta, Diptera, Muscidae. Gene Ontology annotation, molecular function: odorant binding. The transcript has 3 exons. The record is from RefSeq and is a predicted model, not a curated record.